AUCCCAUCUCUCUUCCUCCUUCACAAGAAUCUCUCUCUCUCUCUCUCUCUCUCUCUGGUUCCGACCGCCGCAAACCAUCACCGACAACCCACCUCUGCCUCGUUGGAAAAGCGAGAACCACCGGAAUAGUCGACUGCCAUUCCUUUUUCCUCCGAGAAAUCAUCUGUGAGCAUCCCUCUGACCAGCCUCCACCCUCCAACAACCUCUGGUGAGAAAAACGACGUCGAUAGUUGCCGCCGACCGUCGUGUAAGAAAUUCGGGAUAAAAUAGCCUUGAAAAUUCUGAGAAUUGUGGUUUCACUUUCAGAUUAAAGUAUUUGGGUGGUACUCCCAAUCUUUAAUCGGAUAAGACUCAGAAUUGAGAGCAAGAACUGAAAAUAUGGAUAUUAUGAAUUUCGUGAUUGUUGCUGUACCCAGAAAAAUGAUGACCAAAAAGAUUAAGUAGUUCAUUUGUCUGAAAACUGUCAAGGCAGUUUUCUUUGUCCAAAAACUACUCCAGCUGUCAAAACCAAUAACAGUCACAAAAACGGAUUUCGACCCUAGCCAGGGGCUCUGCCCCUUGGACCCCGCCAGGGGCUGCCGCCCCUUGGACCCCGCUCCCAGGGGCGCUGCCCCGGACCCCCGUUCAUUUAGGGGCUUCGCCCCUAAAUGACAUUCUACUUUGAAUCUUGAAUAAAUUUAAACAAGUGUGCACUCCACACCUUCCUUACUUGUUUAAUAUUCUUCAAGAUUGAUUUUUGGUCAACAAGUCAAUCCAUUACACUUAAAUACACAUUGAUGAUACAAAAUCACCAACACGUCGUUCACCGCCACUCAUCGUCGCCGUCCGCCGUCGCUGGAGCAGUUUUCCAGCCAGAUUUGAGUGGUAUUCUGAUCAAGCUCUGAUUGAGUACUAUUCACGCCGGUCAACAUCACUAUUCACCUGUCAAAGUUACUAUUCAUCGGAGUGUGAAACUGCCAAUUUUCUAUAAACCAUAUUCUCUUUGGUUUAUCGUAUGUGCUUCAACCAAGAGCAGGAGAAUGAUGUAUAGAUCUAUACGGGUUGACACUCCCACCUACGGUUACUAGCUACAACCUUGACUGUCGAGGGUAUAUAUAUGAUACAAAACGACGUAGUAUGAGAAAGAGAAAGAAACUGCAAAAUGAAGAAGCAAAUUCUGUCUUUGGUGUUGCUCUCUUUCUUUGUUGCUACGUCUUACGCACAACUUAGACAAAAUUUCUAUCAAACCAGUUGCCCAAAUGUCGAAUCCAUAGUCCGAUCAGCAGUCACUAAGAAAUUCCAGCAGACUUUCGUUACUGCUCCAGGCACUCUUCGACUCUUCUUUCACGACUGUUUUGUUCGGGGUUGUGAUGCUUCCGUCUUUCUGUCCAAUCCUAAUGCCGAGAGGGAUCAUCAUGACGAUUUGUCACUUGCCGGAGAUGGAUUUGACACCGUCAUCAAAGCAAAGGCCGCCGUUGACAGCAAUCCAAACUGCCGUAAUAAAGUGUCUUGCGCAGAUAUAUUAGCCCUUGCCACUAGAGACGUUGUAGCCCUGACAGGUGGGCCAUCAUACAAGGUGGAAUUAGGAAGGAGAGAUGGAAGAAUCUCUACGAAGAAAAGUGUCCAACACAAACUUCCACACGCAGAUUUUACACUUGACCAACUUAAUACCAUGUUCGCGUUUCAUGGUCUAUCUCAAACCGAUAUGAUUGCACUUUCAGGUGCACAUACACUUGGAUUCUCUCACUGUGGUCAAUUUUCAAAGCGCAUUUAUACGAAAUCUGGAAUAGACCGAACACUAAAUACAAAAUACGCUCUUCAGCUUCGACAAAUGUGUCCAGUAAAUGUAGAUCCUAGGAUCGCGAUCAACAUGGACCCCACAACCCCUCGCACAUUCGACAAUGUGUAUUAUCAGAAUCUCCAACAAGGAAAAGGCUUGUUUAGCUCUGACCAAAUCUUGUACACAGAUAAUCGGUCAAGACCAACUGUUAACCUAUUUGCAUCGAACAACAAUGCCUUCAACCAAGCUUUUGUGGCAGCCAUGACAAAGCUUGGCAGAGUUGGGGUUUUAACAGGGAACCAGGGUGAAAUCAGACGGGAUUGUAGCAGAGUUAACUAAAAAAUAAUGAUC
Messenger RNA from Lactuca virosa, 2110 nucleotides. NCBI's taxonomy places the organism in Eukaryota, Viridiplantae, Streptophyta, Magnoliopsida, Asterales, Asteraceae. The record is from the annotation of a GenBank genome assembly.